Messenger RNA from Zasmidium cellare ATCC 36951, 771 nucleotides. RefSeq lists its product as uncharacterized. Gene Ontology annotation, molecular function: triose-phosphate isomerase activity. The record is from RefSeq and is a predicted model, not a curated record. Bases 1 to 771 code for a protein of 256 amino acids. The transcript has a single exon. Lineage: Eukaryota; Fungi; Ascomycota; Dothideomycetes; Mycosphaerellales; Mycosphaerellaceae. Gene Ontology annotation, biological process: glyceraldehyde-3-phosphate biosynthetic process; gluconeogenesis; glycolytic process. Gene Ontology annotation, cellular component: cytosol.
AUGCCUCCCCUCCCCACCAAGCGAGAAAAUCGCCUCGUAGGCACGUCUCUCAAAAUGUACUUCGACCUCCCCUCCACCCUCCGCUACGUCGAAUCCGUCGCCGCCCUCUCCCAGACCGCCUCAGCCGCCAACGUCGACCUCUUCGUUAUCCCCGACUUUGUCUCCCUCCUCUCCUCCAAAGACCGCCUCCAAAACACAGACGUCUGGCUCGGCGCCCAAGACACCUACAGCGAAGACAAGGGCGCCUACACAGGCGAAGUGAGCCCCCUCACACUCAGCCAAGCAGGCGUAAAAGUCGUCGAAAUCGGACACGCAGAGCGGAGGAGAUUGUUCGGCGAAACAGACGAAGAUGUAGCGAAGAAAGCCGCCGCCAUCGUCCGCAACGGCAUGAUUCCCCUCAUCUGCAUCGGCGAAAAGAGCAAAAGCGAUAUCGCCUCCCAAGCCGUCGGCCUAGCCGUCAGCGAGUGUAAGCCGCAAAUAGAAGCUGCCCUCUCCCAGCUCCCCGACGACGCGGAGGUCAUCCUCGCGUAUGAGCCGGUGUGGGCCAUUGGGGCUUCGGAACCUGCUGGCGCGGACCAUGUGGUUGCUGUGACGCAGAAUUUGAGGGCGUUGUGUGCGGGAAGGAAGGGGAGGACGAGGAUUUUGUAUGGAGGCAGCGCGGGGCCGGGGACGUUUCAGCGCUUGAAGGAGGGGGUUGAUGGGUGCUUUUUGGGGAGGUUUGCGCAUGAUGUGGGCAACUUGGAGAAGGUGAUCAAGGAGAUGAGUGAGUGA